GCUGUCUAAUCUGUCUAGUCAGUGUGUCUCCUUAAUAAGUCUCUCUCACUUAGUCACUUGUAACAAAAAAAGCUCCUCUCUUUCUCCUUUGCAUGUUUGGUUCUGAUAACGAGGAAACAAAAACCAAAUGGGCAUCAACCACCUCUUUCGAUCCACUUUCAGAACCCAGCUUGGUUCAUAUGUAAAACAUGUCACUGCUUCAACAAGUUUGCAGGAGCCUCUACUUUGGGUUCCCAUACUGGCCAGAUUAAGUAGUACGGGGGCAUCUUUGCAAAAGGAAGAUUCAACUAGUGAUUUGAAAAAUAAUCAGGGGUUUAAGGGGCAUGAUAUGCUUGCACCUUUCACAGCUGGGUGGCAGUCUACUGAUUUGCAUCCUUUGGUUAUAGACAGGUCCGAGGGUUGCUAUGUUUAUGACAUCAAUGGGAAAAAAUAUCUUGAUUCUCUUGCUGGUCUGUGGUGCACUGCAUUAGGGGGAAAUGAACCUCGACUUGUUGCUGCUGCAACUGAACAGUUGAAUAAGUUGCCGUUUUACCACUCCUUUUGGAAUCGUACUACAAAACCUUCUCUGGAUCUAGCAAAGGAACUUCUAGAAACUUUUACGGCAAAAAAAAUGGCUAAAGCCUUCUUUGUAAAUAGUGGAUCAGAAGCCAAUGAUACUCAGGUGAAGCUGGUUUGGUAUUAUAAUAACGCUCUUGGAAGACCAACUAAAAAGAAAUUUAUUGCUCGAUCAAAAUCGUACCACGGUUCAACUUUGAUAUCAGCUAGUCUUUCUGGCCUUCCAGCUUUGCAUCAAAAAUUUGAUCUGCCAGCUCCAUUUGUAUUGCAUACUGACUGCCCUCAUUACUGGCGCUUUCAUCUUCCAGGUGAAACGGAGGAAGAGUUCUCAACCAGAUUAGCCAUUAAUUUGGAGAAUCUUAUCCUCAAAGAAGGACCAGAGACGAUUGCUGCAUUCAUUGCUGAGCCUGUCAUGGGGGCAGGAGGUGUGAUACCUCCCCCUGCUACUUAUUUUGACAAGAUUCAAGCUGUUGUGAAGAAAUAUGACAUUCUUUUUAUAGCAGAUGAGGUAAUUUGUGCGUUUGGAAGGCUGGGCACAAUGUUUGGGUGUGACAAGUACAACAUAAAACCAGACCUUGUGUCUCUUGCAAAGGCCCUUUCUUCUGCUUAUUUGCCCAUUGGAGCUGUGCUUGUGAGCCCUGAGAUAUCAGAUGUCAUACAUUCUCAAAGCAGCAAACUUGGCAAUUUUUCUCAUGGAUUUACUUAUUCUGGACACCCCGUAUCUUGUGCAGUUGCAAUUGAAGCUCUUAAGAUCUACAAGGAAAGAAAUAUUGUUGAGCAAGUAAAGAGCAUUUCCCCUAAAUUUCAAGACGGAUUAAAACCAUUCUCAGACAGUCCCAUAAUUGGGGAGAUAAGGGGAACUGGCUUAAUACUUGGUACAGAGUUUGUAGAUAACAAAUCACCUAAUGAUCCGUUCCCUCCUGAGUGGGGGAUAGGCGCUUAUUUUGGAGCGCAGUGUGAGAAGCAUGGAAUGUUAGUACGUGUGUCAGGAGACAAUAUAAUGAUGUCUCCUCCAUUUAUUAUUACCCCGAAAGAAAUUGACGAGUUAAUAAGCAUUUACGGGAAAGCAUUGAAGGCUACUGAAGAGAGGGUGAAGGAGCUCAAGUCUCAGCAGAAAUAGACUGUGGCUGCCUGACAAUGACGAAAAUCAUCUAGCUUCAUGUAAAACAGAAGAAUCUAUGUGCUAUUAUGACUUGUAACUAAAUAAAGUAUCUGAUUUGUCAUGCCUUGUGGUAAUUUAUCUCAGAUUUUUCCACUUCAA
This is a messenger RNA of Quercus robur (English oak), 1816 nucleotides long. RefSeq names its product gamma aminobutyrate transaminase 3, chloroplastic. The record is from RefSeq and is a predicted model, not a curated record. The transcript has 19 exons. Gene Ontology annotation, biological process: biotin biosynthetic process. The coding region runs from base 128 to 1675 and encodes 515 amino acids. Gene Ontology annotation, molecular function: pyridoxal phosphate binding; S-adenosyl-L-methionine:8-amino-7-oxononanoate transaminase activity. NCBI's taxonomy places the organism in Eukaryota, Viridiplantae, Streptophyta, Magnoliopsida, Fagales, Fagaceae.